UGUACCCCAUACAGUACAAUAUCAAAUAUACAAUAUGUAGCUCUACCCCCGGUCCGUCCAUCUUCGAGCUCUUCCAGAUCUUCCUCUUCUCUCAACAUUCCUGUCGUUCCCCCUUCGUAUCCUAGUGACUGUUUUCUCUCGUUUUAAACUCGGUCGGCCUGUGAAUUCUUCACUUCUUUACUUCUAAUAUUUAUACCCGAACCUACCUAAUUCUUUAUAUUGUAUAUCAUCUUUAAUACUUCACGGCCGUUCUAAUAAUAUCAAGGGGUGUGAUCAACUGUACCUAACAACCUCGACUUAAUUAUCCAUAACCAUACAUACCUAAUUCCAACAUCACGAUGCUUUCGAUAAGGAAUAUCUUGGCUGCGGCCGUCGUCCUCGUCUCGUCCGCCCGAGCUGACUAUGUCAUUGACCCCAACAGUGUGUCAUUGACCAACAGAAACAAUUGGUGCCAAUCUGAGAAGAGCACGUGCCCGUUGAUCUGCCAGCAGACAACCCCCGGAACUACCUUAGUCAACGACUGUGACCCGAAAACUCUGACUUACGGCUGCAUCUGCGGAGACCAGCUGCAACCCAACGUAUCAGAAUACUCGCUCACGCUCCCCUACUUUGUCUGCCAAGAAUGGGGAAACCAGUGCGUGAAGAACUGUGGACAGGACAACACAUGUUCCAGCUCUUGCCGAGAGGACCACCCUUGUGGUGCUCUGCACCCGACGAGACCUAACACGACGUCGACCGCAAGCUCUUCGGCGACAGCGACGGGUGCGACUGCUACCGACUCCAAUGCUGUAUUCACCGGCUUGGCUGGUAGCAGCAGCGACUCCAACAAUAACAACGCCGCAUUCCGCGUUGGUGCGAGCGAUGGCAUGUUCGGCUUCGUUAUACUUGCAGCCAGUGUCAGUCUGGGUGUAUUCCUGCUAUAAGGUAGAAAGGAUGAAAUAAUUCCUUCGACCUUUAAGUGAUGCUGCUUCGGGUAUUGAUCACGGGGACGAUGCUAGACGAUUCUCGAUUCCCGACGAAGACGCCGUGGCCGGGGUGACGGGCAUAUUCACCACGCACGCUGUUCUUGCAGUGCAGCACUAUCACGAGCUUUAUCAAAUGUGGAAGGGGGUGACGACGACGACUCAUUUACAUAUCAGUAUGAUUGCCUAGAUGCAAUACCAUAUACUGAUCUAAUAUCAUACGGAGCAUAGGAGCUUGGGAUUUGAAUUUGGGAAAGCCUCGAAUUUGGUUAACGGGGAACGUAGAUGGAGAAUUCGGGUACAUAUUUGCCGUACAGCAAACUCACCUUACAAAACGAUGUCCACACGAAGGACGCUUGAGCAAUGAGGCUCAGAAUUAAUAAUUGAAUCGUAUGAAGAUUUGGUCUAUUACGAAGACCUAACUCGUAUCUAUUCUUGUCUUUUUCGCCUUUCGCACGUGAGAAUAAAAGUGAUGUUUAAGUUACGAUCCCUUACGUGUACUAAUCAUUCGGUAG
Annulohypoxylon maeteangense is the source of this 1477-nucleotide messenger RNA. RefSeq lists its product as uncharacterized. The transcript has 3 exons. NCBI's taxonomy places the organism in Eukaryota, Fungi, Ascomycota, Sordariomycetes, Xylariales, Hypoxylaceae. The record is from RefSeq and is a predicted model, not a curated record. The coding region runs from base 339 to 923 and encodes 194 amino acids.